AUGGCCGGUUUAUUUGUUCAAGAUGAAGAUUUAGACGAUGAGUUUUUACAACAGGAGUUAUCUAGACAGGAGGAAGUAAUAACUAGAAAAGUAAGAGAUUCAUCUCCGAAAGUGACAGAUAAUGAUGAUCUUCCUAUAAUGAGCACUCAGGAAAUUGCUUCCGACAAGAUAAUUGAUAAUAUAUCUGACGAAGAAGAUGAAAAACCACUGUAUCCCCUAAUACCAGUAGAUACCGACCAAGGGAAUGACUUAAAACCCAAUAUUGAGGAUAUCAGACCUGUUGACAUUCAACUGAAUGUAGAACUUCCAUUCCAAACACAAAUUAUAGAGAGUUGUUUGGUUUCAGAUGAUCCGCUUGUGAUUCUCGGGAAAGGUUUAGGUGUGACUAAUAUUGUUUCAAAUUUAUUGCAUAUACUUGCGACACCAACUGUAGUAAAUGGGGAGUCAAAGAGAUCUCUCGUAAUUGUACUAAAUGCUACCAAUGCUGAUAAUAAACGAUUAUAUCAGGGUUUACAAGAGUUUGCUUGGCUUGAUGAUCGGCAUGAAAAUGAACACGAACAAGCUUUUCAAACUCCAUUCCAUAUUGUUACUUCUGAUUCGUUAAGUGUUGAAAAAAGAAGGAAAUUAUAUUUAAGAGGGGGUAUUAUUAGUGUAACUUCCAGAAUUUUGAUUGUUGAUUUAUUGUCUGGGAUUUUACACCCAAAUAAGGUAACGGGGAUGAUUGUUUUAAAUGUUGAUUCUUUGAAAAAUUAUUCCAAUGAGUCGUUUAUAUUAGAGAUAUAUAGAUCUCAGAAUAGAUGGGGGUUUAUUAAAGGGUUUUCUGAAGUCCCAGAAUCAUUCAUAAUGGAAUUUUCACCUUUAAUGAAAAGAAUGAAAGAAUUACGUUUCAAAAAUGUUCUUUUGUGGCCUAGAUUUAGAGUAGAGAUUUCAUCGGUUUUAAAUAAGAACUCUGAUUCAAAUAAGGUAAUAGAAGUUAAAGUAUCCUUGACUAAUUCGAUGUCACAGAUACAAUUUGGCCUUAUAGAAUGUUUGAAAAAAUGCAUUGACGAAUUGAAUAGGAAGAAUACAACAUUAUCGUUAGAAUGGUGGAAUUCUGAAAACUCAUUGGAUCCUAAUUUUUUGAAAUCAAUAAACUCCGUAAUGAUGCCAAAUUGGCAUAGAAUAUCGUAUGAAUCCAAACAACUGAUCAAGGAUAUCAGAUUUUUGAUACAUCUGCAUAAAGCACUUUUAAGUGCAGAUUCUGUGGAUUUCUAUGAAGAUAUUCAAACAAGUUUAGACGCGAAUAAACCAUCCGUAUCUAAGAAAUACUCAGAAUCUCCUUGGUUAAUGGCUGAAGAAUCUCAGUUGGUGAUAUCGUAUGCUAGAAAGAGAGUUUACGAUAAAGAAGAAUAUUCUCUAGAAGAAAUGCCUAAAUGGGAACAAUUAAUGAAUAUUAUAGAGGAUAUUGCACAAUCUAGGUUGAAAAAUAAUUAUACGGGUCCGACUUUAAUAGUUUGUUCUGAUGAUAAUACUGCUAUGCAAUUGUCUCGCCUACUGAAAAUAGGUAAUGUAAAACAAGGCUUAAGAAGAUUAAUGCUUUCAAAAUUACAACAUUACAAAGAGAGAAGAGAGGAAAGGAAAAAACUAUUAAAUGAAGUUAAGGACAAGCAUAAUCAACCAACGGAAUUAGAUGUCAGUACUACAUUUUCUAAAGAACAUACGGAAUCUAAAAGGAGGAGAACCAGAGGAGCUGCUGUUGUUGCACAGGUUCAAAGGUUGAAAACUGCAGGUUCAGGAGAAGAUAUAGAAGGUGCUAUCGAUUCUUAUGAUUUACAUAAUGAAUUAAGCCUCAUUGAGGAUGAAAAUGAUAAAGUUUCCGAUAUCGAUUUAAUGGAGAACUACGCUUUAGAUAAUGAAGGUAAUGAUAUUAUUACACAAAUGGAAAAUAUUCCAGACGAUCUUGAAACUAUUGAUGAUAAUCAAGAUUUUGAAUUACAUCAGAUAAUGGCGGAAACCCGCACUAAUUUGACACAUGAGACUUUUGAAAAACAAUUAGAUAAUAUUAGUUUCAUAGAUACAUCAGAACAAAUUAUAAUUGAAACUUUUUCUAAUAUUGAUGAUGAAACAUUAUUACAAGAGAUUAGACCAUCAUUUAUUGUGAUGUUUCAACCUGAUUUGAUAUUUAUUAGGAGAGUAGAAAUGUAUCGUACAAUUCAAAAUGAGAAAUUAAAAAUAUAUUUCAUGUAUUAUGCUGAAAGUAUUGAAGAACAACAACAUUUAACAUCCAUUAAACGAGAAAAGGAUGCAUUUUCUAAAUUAAUCAAGGAAAAUGCCCAACUGGCCAAUCAUUUUGAAGCCCCUGAAGAUAUUUCUCAUUUUAAAAAUCUUGCAGAGAGACAAAUGAAAAUGAAUAAAUUGAAUAAUAAAAAUACCAGAAAUGCAGGUGGUCAAAAUAGGAACGCUCAUUUUACUCAGGAUGUAAUCAUUGUCGAUACACGUGAAUUUAACGCUUCGUUACCUGGUCUUCUAUUCAGGUAUGGUGUGCGUGUGAUUCCAGCAAUGUUAUCUGUUGGUGAUUAUAUCAUAACACCUGAUAUAUGUCUUGAAAGAAAGUCCAUAUCUGAUUUAAUUGGUUCUCUUCAGAAUAAUAGACUGGUAAGUCAAUGUAAAAAAAUGUUAAAAUACUAUAAAUAUUCUGUUUUACUAAUUGAAUUUGAUGAAAACCAAUCUUUUUCGCUAGAGCCAUUUAGUGAACGAAAAAAUUAUAGGAAGACAGAUCUAUCAACCACACCUCCAAUAUCAAGCAAAUUAUCUCAGGAUGAUAUACAAUCAAAGUUGGCAAAAUUGAUUAUUAACUUUCCUGCGCUCAAAAUUAUAUGGUCAUCGUCACCACUUCAAACAAUAAACAUUAUAUUAGAAUUGAAACUUGGUAGGGAACAACCCGAUCCUAAUGUGACAAUCUCUUUUGGUACACAUUUGAGGCAUAAUGCGAAGGCAAAUGGUAUUACAUCGAUCAAGGACAUAGAAAAUAGCGAGAAAUUUUCGAACUUGUUAAGUAUUGAAGGUAUUUCGAAGAUCGAUUACUUUAAUCUAAGAAAGAAAAUAAAACAAUACAAUAAGUUAACCAAGAUGGAUAUUGAUCAAUUAACUGAGAUUACAGGUGAUUCUAUGUUAGCAUUCAAAAUUUUAGAUUUUAUUCAAGAGCAAAAGGAGCUCGAAGAAGAUAUUGAUAUCGAUGGAAUAUGA
Maudiozyma barnettii is the source of this 3225-nucleotide messenger RNA. RefSeq names its product ssDNA endodeoxyribonuclease RAD1 (gene RAD1). The record is from RefSeq and is a predicted model, not a curated record. Gene Ontology annotation, molecular function: single-stranded DNA endonuclease activity; damaged DNA binding; single-stranded DNA binding. Gene Ontology annotation, cellular component: nucleotide-excision repair factor 1 complex. The coding region runs from base 1 to 3225 and encodes 1074 amino acids. Gene Ontology annotation, biological process: nucleotide-excision repair involved in interstrand cross-link repair; double-strand break repair via single-strand annealing, removal of nonhomologous ends; double-strand break repair via homologous recombination. The transcript has a single exon. Lineage: Eukaryota; Fungi; Ascomycota; Saccharomycetes; Saccharomycetales; Saccharomycetaceae.